Messenger RNA from Trematosphaeria pertusa, 660 nucleotides. RefSeq lists its product as uncharacterized. NCBI's taxonomy places the organism in Eukaryota, Fungi, Ascomycota, Dothideomycetes, Pleosporales, Trematosphaeriaceae. The transcript is spliced from 2 exons. The record is from RefSeq and is a predicted model, not a curated record. The coding region runs from base 1 to 660 and encodes 219 amino acids.
AUGGCCGGGUCGGCGCGGUGUGAACUGGAGGUACGCUCGACAGCGGCGGGACAGAACAUGGCGCGAAUCUCGGAUAGCGUCGGUGGAAACUUCGAAGAAUGCGCGACUAUGGCAUGCUUGCGCUCGUUAGCAAUCGGGAACGAAGGUCGGGUGCGUGGCACCGCGCCAGAACCGGUCAACGCGAGACUGCACCAAUGCAGGCCGAGUACCACGCCGCCUAGAGAACGCCUCUGCGUACCUAACCUUGGCCUUGAAACCGACGGUGUUCGACGAUGCUGGGAAUACCUAGGUAUAGCACAUGGGCGAGUGUCGGUCAAGAGGAGGCAACCUGGUGCUCGACGGCGGCGACGGCGCUCUUGCUUUAUUUCGGGCGGGACGACAUUCGUAGGCUUCUCGUCGGCGGUAUUGAAGAGCUUUCGCUGGCGCGUAGCUCUCACUGAGCAAGUCGCGCUCCUCACUGACCUCAGCGGCAUCAUGGGCACCGAGAGCAUGAGAGUGGACAAGAGUGGCAUGAAGGUGAAUAGAAGGAUGUAUGUAUUCGCUGAGGACGCGCAGUCGCGCCGCCACUUCUCACCCGCGCGAACCAGACGCGUCCUGAACGCGCCCAAGACCCAACCUGCCUUCACCUCACCUCACAUCACCUCACCAACAGCCUCUUGA